CACCACACCGGCUACGACAGCCGCACAGACGACAUCCCCCACUCCCUCGACGACUGCUACCAGCAGCACACCGGCUACGACAGCCCCACAGAUGACAGCCCCCACUCCCUCUUUGACUGCAACCAGCACCACACCGGCUACGACAACCGCACAGACGACAGCCCCCACUCCCUCGACAACUGCAAACAGCACUACACCGGCUACGACAGCCACAGAGACGACAGCCCCCACUCCCACGAUGACUGCAACCAGCACCACACCGGCUACGACAACCAUACAGACGACAGCCCCCAUUCCCUCGACGACUGCAACCAGCACUACACCGGCUACGACAGCCGCACAGACGACAGCCCCCACUCCCUCGACGACUGCAACCAGCACCACACUGGCUAUGACACCCACAGAGCCCCCAUUCCCACAACGACUGCAACCAGCACCACACCGGCUACGACAGCCGCACAAACGACAGCCCCCAAUCCCUCGACGACUGCAACUACUACCACACCGGCUACGACAGCCGCACAGAAGACGGAGCCCACUCCCUCGACGACUGCAACCGGCACCACACCGGCUACGACAGCCGCAAAGACGAAAGCCCCCAAUCCCUCGACGACUGCAACCGGCACCACACCGGCUAUGACAGCCGCACAGACGACAGCCCACACUCCCUCGACGACUGCAACCAGCACCACACCGGCUACGACUGCCGCACAAACGACAGCCCCCACUCUCUCGACGACUGCAACCAGCACCACACCGGCUACGACAGCCGCACAGACGACAAUCCCCACUACCUCGACGACUGCAACCAGCACCACACCGGCUACGACAGCCGCACAGACGACAGCCCCCACACCCUCGACGACUGCAACCAGCACCACACCAGCUACGACAACCGCACAUACGACAGCCCCCACUCCCUCGACGACUGCAACCAGCACUACACCGGCUACGACAACCGCACAUACGACAGCCCCCACUCCCUCGACAGCUGCACAGACGACAGCCCCCACUCCCUCGACGACU
Anarrhichthys ocellatus (wolf-eel) is the source of this 1026-nucleotide messenger RNA. Its product is annotated as sialidase-like. The annotation marks the transcript as partial. Lineage: Eukaryota; Metazoa; Chordata; Actinopteri; Perciformes; Anarhichadidae. The record is from RefSeq and is a predicted model, not a curated record. The transcript has a single exon.